Molecule: messenger RNA, 5967 nt
Organism: Drosophila grimshawi
Lineage: Eukaryota; Metazoa; Arthropoda; Insecta; Diptera; Drosophilidae
Gene: eag
Product: potassium voltage-gated channel protein eag
Biological process (GO): potassium ion transmembrane transport; regulation of membrane potential
Cellular component (GO): membrane
Molecular function (GO): voltage-gated potassium channel activity
Source: RefSeq, a predicted model, not a curated record
CGCGCGAGUGUGUGUGAGUGUGUGAAUAUCCGGGUGUGUGCGUGUGUUAGUGUGUUAGUUUCCUAGACAAAAUGGCGGACGGCCAGCGCAUUGAAAAUGCAGCGCUGCUCAGCAACAGAGUCGCCAGCAUCUAAGCGAAUGCUCAAAGAUCGAGCAGGGAACCGCCCCACAGCACACAGAGGGACAGCAGCGCAAGGCGGCGUGAAAGAGGAGGAGAAGGAGGAGGAGCAGACGGCAGGCGGCAGACGGCAGGCAGCCACAUCCAUCCAUCAACCAUCCAGCUGCAGCAGGUGCAGCGUUCAGUUGCCACUUCCAGUCAUCGCGGGGCGGCGACGCGGCAUAGCAAUUAGGCAGGCAGCAAAAUGCCUGGCGGACGACGCGGACUGGUUGCGCCGCAAAACACAUUCCUCGAGAACAUCAUAAGGCGCUCCAAUUCGCAGCCGGAUAGCUCGUUUUUAUUGGCCAACGCACAAAUCGUCGAUUUCCCGAUCGUCUACUGCAAUGAGUCCUUCUGCAAGAUUAGCGGCUACAACCGUGCCGAGGUCAUGCAGAAGUCGUGCAGAUGCGGCUUCAUGUACGGCGAGCUGACAGACAAGGAGACGGUGGGACGACUGGAAUACACACUGGAAAAUCAGCAGCAGGAUCAAUUCGAAAUAUUGCUCUACAAAAAGAACAAUGUACAAUGUGGCUGCGCCCUAUCGCAGUUUGGCAAGGCACAAACCCAAGAAACGCCGCUAUGGCUGCUGCUUCAGGUGGCGCCCAUUCGCAACGAAAGGGAUUUGGUUGUGUUAUUUUUGUUGACGUUUCGGGAUAUAACGGCCCUAAAGCAGCCCAUCGACAGCGAGGAUACCAAAGGUGUUUUAGGUCUCUCCAAAUUCGCCAAACUGGCCCGAUCCGUAACACGCAGCCGCCAGUUCAGCGCCCAUUUGCCCACGCUCAAGGAUCCAACGAAGCAGUCGAAUCUGGCGCAUAUGAUGUCACUGAGUGCGGAUAUUAUGCCACAGUAUAGACAGGAAGCGCCAAAGACGCCGCCACACAUACUCUUGCAUUAUUGUGCAUUUAAAGCAAUUUGGGACUGGGUUAUAUUGUGUUUAACAUUUUAUACCGCCAUCAUGGUGCCAUACAAUGUAGCGUUUAAAAAUAAAACUUCAGAGGAUGUUUCCCUGCUCGUUGUGGACUCAAUUGUGGAUGUUAUCUUCUUUAUAGAUAUUGUGUUGAACUUUCACACCACUUUUGUGGGCCCCGGCGGUGAGGUGGUCAGUGAUCCGAAGGUUAUACGCAUGAACUAUCUGAAAUCGUGGUUCAUCAUCGAUCUGCUCAGCUGCCUGCCCUACGAUGUCUUCAAUGCAUUCGAUCGCGACGAGGAUGGCAUCGGUUCGCUGUUCAGCGCCCUGAAAGUAGUGCGUCUGCUGCGCCUGGGCCGAGUGGUGCGCAAACUGGAUCGCUAUCUGGAGUAUGGUGCGGCCAUGUUGAUACUCCUGCUCUGUUUCUAUAUGCUGGUUGCACACUGGCUCGCCUGCAUCUGGUAUUCGAUUGGGCGCAGCGAUGCGGAUAAUGGGAUCCAAUAUAGCUGGCUGUGGAAGCUGGCAAAUGUGACACAGUCACCAUAUUCAUACAUAUGGAGUAAUGAUACGGGCCCCGAGCUCGUCAACGGUCCCUCCAGGAAGAGCAUGUAUGUGACGGCCCUCUACUUUACAAUGACUUGCAUGACUUCGGUGGGCUUCGGCAAUGUCGCAGCGGAGACAGACAACGAGAAGGUGUUCACCAUCUGCAUGAUGAUCAUUGCAGCUCUGCUGUACGGGACGAUCUUCGGUCAUGUGACGACCAUCAUACAACAAAUGACAUCGGCCACCGCCAAGUACCACGACAUGCUCAACAAUGUGCGAGAGUUCAUGAAGCUGCACGAGGUGCCCAAGGCGCUAAGUGAGCGCGUUAUGGACUAUGUCGUCUCCACAUGGGCCAUGACCAAGGGUCUCGAUACCGAGAAGGUACUAAACUAUUGUCCGAAAGAUAUGAAGGCUGACAUAUGUGUUCAUCUAAAUCGCAAAGUAUUUAACGAGCAUCCAGCAUUUCGUCUGGCCUCGGAUGGUUGUCUGCGCGCCUUAGCGAUGCACUUCAUGAUGUCCCACUCGGCGCCGGGGGACCUGCUCUAUCAUACUGGCGAGAGUAUCGAUAGUUUGUGCUUCAUUGUGACAGGUAGUCUGGAGGUCAUACAGGAUGACGAGGUUGUGGCAAUAUUGGGCAAAGGCGACGUCUUCGGCGAUCAAUUCUGGAAGGACUCGGCCGUUGGCCAGAGUGCCGCCAAUGUGCGUGCGCUGACCUAUUGUGAUUUGCAUGCCAUCAAACGUGAUAAAUUGCUCGAAGUCCUCGAUUUCUAUUCGGCAUUUGCGAAUAGCUUUGCACGCAAUCUGGUGCUCACCUACAAUCUCAGACAUCGACUGAUUUUUCGCAAGGUGGCCGAUGUGAAGCGCGAAAAAGAAUUGGCCGAACGGCGUAAGAACGAGCCACAAUUGCCCCAGAAUCAGGAUCAUCUCGUUCGCAAGAUCUUCUCCAAAUUCAGGCGGACGCCCCAAGUGCAGGCCGGCAGCAAGGAGCUGGUCGGCUCCGGUCAAAGUGAUGUCGAGAAAGGGGAUGGCGAGGUCGAGCGCACCAAGCUACCCGCUAAACUAACAUUAACCGAGGACUCACGCAUUUUAACAACCGCCGCCGUACCUUCACCAUCGCCAUCACCCUCGCCCUCAUCGGGUCCACCAUCUGCACGUAGUACCCGUGCUAGCAAAUGGGGACGCCUUCUGGGCAGUUCAAGUGUCGAUUCAGCUAGCGAUACUAGCGCCAAGGUAGCCGUCUCGAGAAGUUUGAGCGCCCGCGAAAGUCUGCGUGAGAGCACUGCCCAAGCGAGGCAGAGUAGUACUUCGAGUAGCAAUGGUGGACAAGGCAAUAAAGUAUUCCCCAAAGCGCCCAAGCUACAAGCUAGCCAGGCAACACUCGCCCGCCAGGACACCAUCGAUGAGGGCGGCGAGGUUGACUCCUCGCCACCUAGUCGGGACAGUCGGGUGGUCAUCGAUGGCGCUGCUGCCACUUCAACAACAACAACAACAACAGCGCCGACUUCAACUAUAGCCUCAGGUGCUAUUACAGCUGGAGGAGGAGGAGCAGGAGGCGGAGGAUUAGCAACAGUAGCAGCAGCAUCAGCUGGAGGAGGAGCAGGUACUGUAGCUGCAACUGUUGGUGGCGCCGCCACUGCAGGUAGUGGCGUCAAGGAUCGCAAUCUGGCGAUGGAGCGCGAACGUCAAAUAGAGAUGGCCAGUUCGCGGGCAACCACAUCGGAUACGUACGAUACGGGACUGAGGGAGACGCCGCCCACGCUGGCACAGCGCGAUCUCAUUGCCACCGUGCUGGACAUGAAGGUGGAUGUGCGGCUCGAGCUGCAGCGCAUGCAGCAGCGCAUUGGACGCAUCGAGGAUCUGCUCGGUGAGCUGUGCAAGCGUCUGGCACCAGCGACACUGGAUAGCAGUGGCCAGACAACGCCUGGCGACGAGAUCUGUGCGGGUUGCGGCGCGGGCGGCGGCGGCAUCGUUAUCGUUACGCCGACAACAGCUACAGCAUCAGCGGGCUUGGCAAUGGGAACGGCCACAACGCCAGUGGACACUGUGAUAACCAUCUCAUCGCCGACAGCCGACAGUGGCACAUCAGCAGCAGCAGCAGCAGCAGCAACAACAACAGCAAUUGCAACAGGAUCAGCGAACGCUGGCGCUGGCAGCGGUCUACUAAAUCCAUGCGUCCAAGUCGUGUCGAGCGCGGGAGGCAACGGCCUGGGGCCGCUGAUGCUCAAAAAGCGACGCUCGAAGAGCAGGAAAGCACCGGCGCCUCCUAAGCAGGCAACUGUGACUGGAUCUGGUAUGACAAGCGUGACAGCGUCAGCGAGUCCAGCAACAGCUGCCGCUGCGGCUGAGCUGCUACAUCUCCGUUUGCUCGAGGAGGACUUCAGCGCCGCACAGUUAAGCGGCAGUGUGGCCGGCACGCCAACAACAGCAGCAGCAACAGCAGCAGCAGCAGCUGUAGCAACAACGGCGAGCACAACGCCGCCAACGACGCCGACAACAGCAGCAGGAGCAAGUGGAGCAGCACCAGCAUCUGCAGCAGCAACAACAACAGCAACAAGCGCAACAACAACGCCAACGGGCAGCGGGCGAAGCGUAAGAAGAGAGUUCCUCUAGCCCAAGAUAAUGGUGCGCCAUCAGUCGGCGGAUAGCAGCAGCUUCGAGCAAUAAUAAUAACAAUACUCGGCCAGACUGAGCCGCGUCAAGGCUGAGCGUCAAGGCCAAGGCCAUUCUGAGUAACGACUACACAUACACGCUUAGCUAGUCUAUCUACAGAUAUAUAUAUAUAAGUACUUAUAUAUAUGCGUAUAUAUGUAUGUAUGUAUGUGUAUACACUGUACAUGCAAUUGUAACUAAUUUAAGCUAUACAUACGCUCUCUCCCUCCCUCUCUCUCUGUCUUUCUCUAUAUAUGUAUAUAUAUAUAUAUAUAUAUAUAUACGCUAUUUACAAAACUACACGCUACCUUGACUCUAUCUCGCUUUCUUCGUCUUGUCCAUACAAACAGCCUCUCUCUCUCUCUCUCUCUCUCUCUCUUUCUCUUUCUCUCCUUAUAUAUAUCUCGUUCUUUUUAUAACGAUAACCAUUGAAGCUACCCUCUCUAUCUCUUUCUCUCUCUCUCUCUGUCUCUGUCUCUGUCUCUACCAUCAACUCUGUGUGUCCCUGUUUACCGGGCAACAUUUGCCAACGGUACAAAGUUUCAAGCACUCAAUGUAUUUUGUAGAAAAGGAGCCCAUUCGCGGAAGGCUCGGAUAUGAUUAUGAUUAAGGCAUACAACAUACUGCUUACGAAUUUGCUAUUUAAUGCAAUUAUUUACCUUUAUAUACGAACAAUAUUAUACAUAGAUCAACUGAGACAAACUAACUAGAUAUUUCUAUACACACACACACACACGCAUACAUAUGUAAAUGAAGAUUUUUGUGAUAAAACACUAAGGAGGCAGGAGCAGAAACCAAAGCAGUUAAAGCCAGUGAAUUUUACAUACUCCUACUCUAGUAGUAGAAAAAUAAGACAGGAGAAAAAGAGAUGAGCCGAAAAGUCAGCUCCAUUUAGAGCCGAUCCCAGCUGAAUCUUUUUUUUAUAGUGUGCAUACCAAAGUUAAUAAAAAACUACUACAUUUUCAAUUCCAUUUCAAAAUCCAUGCCACAGAAAUAAUCGAAUAGUCUACCUGAAGUAAAAUCGAGUGAAGCAGAUUAUUUGUAGAAUACUUUUAGGAGCAUCAUAUUUAAAAAAGUACAGCGUUCAUGGGAUUCUUUAUUUGUAUGAAUUGUUUUCACAAUGUAUUCGAUAUAGUUUCCAAAAAAUUGAAUUCUUAAUAAUUCUUGGGCUACAUUUUAAAUUUAAAAUCAAUCGAUUAGCUUGUUUUUUAGGCUGACAAUGCACUGAUAUGGUAAUGAGAGUUGCGAAGCCUGUACUUGAGCGAUCUAGUUAUAAAUUCGAUGAUUACUCAUCGGCAGGAGGUUUUCUUUUCUAUUCACAUAGUCCCAUGGAGCCAUAGGAAGUAGUGUUCGAUGCUUGGGCUUAGUUAGUUGGUUAGUUCGGUGCCCACGUCGCUUGGUGCAUAUACAUACAUAUAUAUGUAUAGUCAUAAAACCCGUCCUGUCCUAACAUAUACUGCUUGAGCACUAGCUAUACUUUAAGUAGACAGCAGCAGCAAACUAAACAAACUACAAACAUAUACGAAGAUCCCAGCCACAAUAGCAAAAUACGAGACAAAGACACCAAAAUGAUGCCGCAAAACAAAACGACAAUCGACAUACCUUAAAAAACAAAAAAAAAAACAAAAAAUACAACAGAGAAAAAAUUUAUUUAACAGCAAUUAUGUAUAACGAGAUACAAUUGUAUAUAUAUACAAAGUACUUGUGUAUG